Molecule: messenger RNA, 638 nt
Organism: Lycium ferocissimum
Lineage: Eukaryota; Viridiplantae; Streptophyta; Magnoliopsida; Solanales; Solanaceae
Exons: 3
Coding region: 222-530 (102 amino acids)
Source: RefSeq, a predicted model, not a curated record
GCCCCUAUUUAUUCAAGGUAAUAAAUAAGCAAGAAUCUUAUUAAUUAAGAAUAGUUUAAUCAAAUUUUUUUUCUAACAAUUAGUAUUUUAAGGCUAAGUGAACAUUUAUUUUGAAGCGGAGGGAGGAGAAUACAAUCUAGAAUGAGUAAAACCGCCGGGAACGAGCAGUGCUUGUAAGACUAGUCUACACAUAUACAAAGAAGAAAGUGAGAACAAUUUGAAUGAUUCCUCCACUCAUGCGCACGUUAGCAACAGGCUCCAUUGUUAUUCUUGGUGGAGCCAUCACUAUAUCUGCACUCACCACUUCUAUCCUUCGUCGUAAAGCCUUAAUUAACAAGGAAAAGUUUGGAAAGCUUUGUGGGUAUUGUAAAGGAAAGGGAUUUUAUAAAUGUAAGCUUUGCAAAGGAAAUGCUACAAUUAGUUGGUCACCAUUAUAUGAUCCUGUUUUUGUAAAUCCAUGUGUUUGUCCAACUUGUGAUGGUCACAAGGUACAACGAUGUCUAAAUUGUUUGGGAGAUGGACGAGUAUAGUUAUGAGUGAAAGAAAGACAUUUAAUGAAAUGCAGUCUACCUGUUUGAUAAAAUGACAAUGUCAACAUUUGUUAUUUAGAGCCAUAAGCAUUGCAGUUUUAUCUUGCC